Molecule: messenger RNA, 1999 nt
Organism: Exophiala viscosa
Lineage: Eukaryota; Fungi; Ascomycota; Eurotiomycetes; Chaetothyriales; Herpotrichiellaceae
Exons: 1
Coding region: 239-1732 (497 amino acids)
Source: RefSeq, a predicted model, not a curated record
GAUUCAUCGAUUCGAUCUCUCACACAACAACAACCAUCAUACAGUGCCACCAUCAUCCUUCUUGAACCUGGAAGCACUCAUACCUCUGUUCUUCCGACUCGCCCAUAAUAAGACUCUACACCGACUUGAAGCUAUGUGUCGUCGCGUCCAGCGCCUCUACCUCCCAAUCAAGUUCACCCCUCUCUAAGUCGCCACAUCACCCGCAUUCUGAGAGCACCGCCUCUCUCCUGCGUUGCAUAUGCCAUACGACGAAGAUCCCCUUUCAUGGGAUCUCGAGCAUGCUAUAAGCCUUCUCAAGAGCCUGUCGCUCCAGAAAUAUGAUGCCACAUCUGCACCACAGCUAGUCGCUCAUUCGGACGAGGACACCAGCAACUAUGACUCGACCGGUCAAUCCCUUGGAGACUUUUCCAGCCUCUGGGACUUCCUGGGCCGCCCACAUACAACGAAUGACUCGCUCGCAGACAUUGUCAAGUACGAAGUCAACGAUGACACCGUGGCCGAAGUCGACCUCAACCAGCUGAACAAAGGUGUCCGCUGGCGGGACGAGGUGGAUGGCGCGGAUCUGGAAGACAAUGUCGAGCCAGUACCAAUUACAGCAGCGUAUCUGCGUAACAAGAAACGUGCAGAACGCAGAGCAAGAGCAAAGGAGCGUGCAGACAAGCUUGUCAUACAACAAAAAUCUACAUCAGACACCACAGAUAUCGAGUCAGGCGAGGAACUCGAAUCCCUCCGCAGAUCUCCUGACCGCAGAGCUGUCAUCGACGACAUUCUCGGUCGUAGCAGACCAUCUCUGCGCGACACUAACUCUCCACCGACAUCACCUUCACCACCCAAAGCCGAACUAAGAACACCGAAGCGGGACAAUUGGCCCGUCUCAAAUCCCUUCCUCUGGUCAGCUCCGGGCGUCCCAUCGCCCUCAAAGCGGCCAACUGUCGAACCGCGUGAUGGUUUGACACCACGACAACGCAAACAAAAGCUCAUCACCGAGCUAAUGCGCCAAUUUCCAGAAGAGAAGAAAUAUCUCAAGAACGCAGGGCUCCUCGAGCCCGCCUUCACCCCACUCAACAUAUCCAACAUCGGAGUCCACGUCUUUGUCGACGUUUCCAACAUCUCAAUCGGCUUUCACGACUGCUUGAAAAUAGCACGCGGCAUGCCUCGCGAGACACGCCUCAAGCGUGUUCCAUUAUCCUUCCACAAUUUCUCGCUUGUACUUGAACGAGGCCGGCCGGCUGCUAAACGCGUGCUGGUCGGUUCGGACAAGUACCCGGCUAUCCAGCAGGCCAAGGGACUUGGCUACGAGACCAACAUUCUUGAGCGCGUGCACAAGGCCAAAGACCUGACGCCGCGUCAGAAGAAGUAUCGGUCUGGCGGGGAGACGAGCGGAUCUGAAACGACUGCUUUCACUCCCCACGCUGCGACGGAGAAAUGGGUCGAACAGGCCGUGGACGAAAUUCUGCACCUCAAGAUCCUCGAGUCGCUGGUCGAUGCUGAGAAGCCGAGUACCAUCGUACUCGCGACCGGCGACGCCGCUGAGGCGGAGUACUCGGGUGGCUUCUUGCGAAUGGUCGAACGCGCCCUCGAAAAAGGAUGGAGCGUCGAGCUGGUUAGUUUCAGGCUGAAUACUAGCAGCCUUUAUAAGAGGAAGGAGUUUCGGGCUAAAUGGGGGCCUAUGUUCAAAUUGGUCGAGUUGGACCCUUGGGUUGAGUUUUUGAUUGAUGAGGACGACGAGUGAGCCAUGAUGGGCCCACAAACACAGAGCACGCCAUGAUAAGUGUCCACUGAAGGAUGAAUGGGAGUUCUGGUCGGUCUGAAGCGAAGCGACACGUUACUAACAUGAACAGCUGUUUGGGAACAGCUGUUUGGAUGGAAGACGAGAUGUAUAGCUUGGGGACUUUCAGCGUAAGAAUUCGGCACGGGCAUGAAGCCUGGCUCGGCGACCAGCCUACAUGACUUAUUGUCAGUAUAGCGAGGUCCAUGAGUUUCUAGCUUUUUAUACUGU